This is a messenger RNA of Myotis myotis, 633 nucleotides long. It is a transcript of the gene NEUROG3, whose product is annotated as neurogenin 3. NCBI's taxonomy places the organism in Eukaryota, Metazoa, Chordata, Mammalia, Chiroptera, Vespertilionidae. The record is from RefSeq and is a predicted model, not a curated record. Gene Ontology annotation, molecular function: protein dimerization activity. Bases 1 to 633 code for a protein of 210 amino acids. The transcript has a single exon.
AUGGCGCCUCAGCCCUCGGGUGCGCCGGCUGUCCAAGUGACCCCCGACGCGGAGCCGCCCUUCCCGGUCGCCUCGAGCGCGCAAGAGCCCUGCAUCGUGUCCGCUCCGCCCAGCCCCACUCGCGUGUCAGGGGACCCCGUCGAGGCCGAAGGGAGCGGCUGCCGAGGGGCCGCCAGGAAGCUCCGGGCGCGGCGUGGGGGACGCAGCCGGCCCAAGAGCGAGCUGGCGCUGAGCAAGCAGCGGCGGAGCCGACGCAAGAAGGCCAACGACCGCGAGCGCAAUCGGAUGCACAACCUCAAUUCGGCCCUGGACGCGCUGCGCGGGGUCCUGCCCACCUUUCCCGACGACGCGAAGCUCACCAAGAUCGAGACGCUGCGCUUCGCGCACAACUACAUCUGGGCGCUGACGCAGACGCUGCGCCUAGCGGACCACAGCCUGUACGGUCUGGAGCCUCCCUGCGAGGAGCUGGGCAGCCCGGACGGCGGCUCCCGGGGAGACUGGGGCUCCCUCUACUCCCCGGUCUCCCAGGCGGGCAGCCUGAGCCCCGCCGCCUCGCUGGAGGAGCGCCCCGGGUUGCAGGCGGCCUCCCCUGCCUGCCUGCCGGGCGCCCUGGCCUUUGCAGACUUUCUCUGA